CUGUAGUGGGCGACAGGCGCUCUAACCUGAAACAGCUUUAGAAGGUACUGCAAUACGGCAGUUUUUAUUUUACAGAAAAAGUUCCGUUUUGGUGCUUUACGCUUGGCUAAUGUGGCCGAUUUACGAGCUGGGACGAGCGUGUGUGUUACUUUUUCUUGUAUGAAAGCUUAGUUCGUUCUCUUUUUUUUUUGUUUUAGUUGUGCUGCACAGACCGUCAUGUCGCCUGAGGAAAAGAGCAAUGGCGCCGAGUAUUGGAGGUGUCGCUGGGCCAACCGCAUCAUUCCUUUUCACAGGCCUUCCCUUCACCCGUACCUGAGAGAAUUUGGAGAUCAAUUCAGAACGUCGAAGAGAGAACUUCGUGUCUUUUUUCCCAUGUGUGGAAAAAUGCUCGAGAUGAAAUGGUUCUACGAGAUAGGUCACACUGUCAUCGCUAUAGAAAUUACGCAACAAGCGAUCGAUGAAUUUUUCUGUGAAAACAACCUCACGGCUACGGAAAGUUAUUGCCCCACCACCAGUUGUAAAAUUUUUCAGACAAUGGACAAGCGACUGAGCAUCUACUGCUGCGACGUAUUUGAUUUCUUGAGCUCGAAACCCAGUCUGAUGGACGUGGUGUUUGAUCGGGCUUCACUAUGCAUCAUGGAGUCACAGGUUCAUCGGCAAAGGUACGCUAAACUGAUGAGGUCUGUGCUGGCACCAGCGUACACCUACAUCCUCAUUACUUUCAAACACGAUGACCAAACUUACAAAGGUUUACCGAGGAACGUCAGUGACUGCAACGUGACGGAAAUUUUCGGAGAAAACCCAACGCUGGAGAAAGUUGGCGAACUGCAGGAAACCACCGUCCCAAACAUAAAGGGCACCCUCACUGAAGUCAUAUGGCGCAUGACAGGCUAAUCAGGCAGCCCUACAUCAGAUGCGAUCCGGAUCAAGGCGUUAUGCACCUUGUGGCUUGAAGAAAAGCCUUUAAAUUGCAAUGAUAUCUUUUUUUUUACAGCACAUAAAGUUAAGCCAAUGGGAAAGUAACAACCACAGAAGGCUAUAAAAAUAAUGCACAGUGAACACAGACCGUAAAGAUAUGCUGAAACAUACCUUGCAUAAAUGACUUCUACAGCGACAAAUAAAUGGCGAGCACCAUUAUACGCAACUACCAUUGGCUCUGUGUAUCUCUCUCACGUUUAUUGCCUUCUCGAUAGUGAUUACGUAUCUUCAAAAGUUGUUCAUUCAUAGACAUCAACGGAAUGCUUUCUUUCAAUUCCUUGUGGCGCAGAUU
Dermacentor andersoni is the source of this 1270-nucleotide messenger RNA. Its product is annotated as thiopurine S-methyltransferase-like. NCBI's taxonomy places the organism in Eukaryota, Metazoa, Arthropoda, Arachnida, Ixodida, Ixodidae. The record is from RefSeq and is a predicted model, not a curated record. Gene Ontology annotation, molecular function: thiopurine S-methyltransferase activity.